CUGUAUAAAACACAACGAGCUGCACAGCAUCACACACUUCUGCAUCUGAGAUAAUGAAGUAGCUGACAGUAAUUGAAAAUAUCCCCGCUUCUUGCACAGUCAUGCACAUCUGAGUCCAUGCCCGAUUGCAACAAAUGGCACUCGAACAGGGACCUCAAUCGGCUUAGAAGGCUGCUGAAAGGAAGCAGGAUCAACUCUACGGCAUUAUCGUCUCUGCUGGAUAGAGGUGCAGAACCGCGAUGGGUUCCAGCAAGGGCAGUGCGGCCUUAUUUGUCGGCAUCACCUUCAUCUGCCGUGCCAUCAUCAUGAAUGCUGCAUGGGUACCUUCACAGCCUAAGACUAAUGUGUGGGUGACGCUUGCCAGGGCCAUUGGACAGAACACUCUCUGCCUGUCAAUGUCGUCCUCUGACUCCCCAUUUACUACGUGUCUGGUAGGGCUCCCCCUUGAUCAAGGGAAGUGGGAACAACUGGCUCACACCACUAGCGCUUCUUCAGUGGUGCAGGAGGAGAAGGUCUGGGGAGGGAACUGGACGGUGGAUAUGUGGGACCAAUGGGUACCUCACUUGCCUCCAAUGCCACUACCCCCACAGGAGUUAGAACUUUUGGGAUCAGUAAAAAUGGAUUGGUGUGUGUUUUUCAAUUAUUCUGGUAACGAUCAAUUUCUUUCAUGGUCAGUCAAUGCUACAAUGCUGGCAUAUAGAAACGCGUCAGCCUGGUGUAAUUACACAUCUUUAAAUAUUUCAAAAUCAAGUAACUUACCCCUUCAACUACCCCGAGGGGUAUUCUUAAUAUGUGGAGAUCGUGCGUGGCCGGCCAUUCCACCAUAUAUUAAAGGAGGGCCUUGCUCUUUGGGUAGGUUGACUUUAUUGAUGCCAAAUCUGACUAUGAUCGUUGCAAAACAUCACAAUCAUAAUAGGAUCCAAAGAAGCAUUCAUGCUUUUGAUAAAAAUUGCAAAGACGAGAUUAAGUUUUGGAACAGGGAAGCAAUUGUGUUUUCGUCACUCUUUACUCCGGGGUUAUCGGCUAGUAAGGCACUAAUUAGCUUGAAUAAGCUGGGAUGCUGGCUUAGCAAGCAGACUAACGCAACCUCACAAGCACUUUCAGGACUGUUACAGGAUGUUGACUCAGUUCGUCACGCUACAUUGCAGCACAGAGCUGCUAUUGACUUUCUACUUCUUGCACAUAGACAUGGCUGUGAGGACAUUGAAGGAACGUGCUGUAUGAAUUUAUCGGAUCACUCCACCUCCAUCCAUCAGAGCAUUCAGCAACUGCAGGAGGGUGUGCAUAAGUUACAUGAGGGAACUUCAUGGGAGUGGUUUGAUGGGUGGUUUCAAGGUCUGGACCCCGGCGUUCAGAAACUAGUUAACUUAGUGCUAAUGUGUCUCUUGAUUGUGUGCCAUUUAAUCUGUAUUCCUUUCAUUGUAUGCUGUGUAAGAGCCAUGAUUAAGAAAGCAACAGAUCAAGUACUUGUUCAGGUUAAUAGAGACUUUUCUUAUUAUUAGUGUGUUAUCAAUCGAGGCCUUGAUUAAGUUAUGACAACUAUGUUGUAAAUAUGAUUAAGCGCUAUUAUUUUAUAGUAUGGUAAUAGUUUGGUAAUAAACAAAAAAGGGAGAAUUGGAGGAAUACAAGAAAGACUAUUCAGACCGGAAGCUGCAGAGUAGGAUAAGCAGCUGUUUGAACCCUUCUUUUUUUUUGGCUCAAAGCUUGCUUUCUGAGGUAUCUUUUUUGAUAAGACUCUGACUGACUUACCAAGGAGGCAAAUGGUGAGUGUCACCGUGUGGCAAUCAGCAUCACCUUGUGAACAUUUGAAAGCAUUUCCUUCAGAGCUGUUUGCCUCAGGAAGAGAGCGCUCAGGAGUGUUUACUGGUGGAAGAUCUGGCCUGUGACCAAAUAACUCCAGCUUGGUAUGGGAGACUGG
Molecule: messenger RNA, 1918 nt
Organism: Numida meleagris (helmeted guineafowl)
Lineage: Eukaryota; Metazoa; Chordata; Aves; Galliformes; Numididae
Exons: 3
Coding region: 240-1502 (420 amino acids)
Source: RefSeq, a predicted model, not a curated record